AUGAGCUGCCCUGAGUCUCUAAAGACAGGGAAGAAUGCUGGUUCCCCUCAAAAACAAGUUAUCUUCAAAAAAACCACCCGUGACAAAGCUCUGACCAUCUACCUGGGAAAGCGUGACUUUGUUGACAACAUGGGGACUGUGGAACCUGUAGAUGGUGUUGUAUUGGUGGAUCCUGCAAUGAUCAAGGGGAAAAAAGUGUACGUGACCUUGACCUGUGCUUUCCGGUAUGGCCAGGAAGACAUUGAUGUGAUUGGCCUCACCUUCCGACGGGACCUGUUUUUCUCUAGGGUCCAGCUGUACCCACCUGCUGACAAGCCAGACUCUCUCACCCACUUGCAGGAAUCUCUGUUAAAGAAGCUGGGGAAAAAUGCCUAUCCCUUUUUCUUUACAUUCCCAGAUUACCUGCCUUGUUCAGUCUGUUUGCAGCCUGCACCUCGUGAUGUUGAUAAGAGCUGCGGGGUGGACUUUGAGGUGAAAGCUUUCUCAACAGAGAAUGUGGAAGAGAGAAUUCAUAAGAGGAACUCUGCACGCCUAUUGAUCCGAAAGGUGCAAUAUGCUCCAGAACAGCCAGGACCCCAACCUUGCGCAGAGACCACGUGGCAAUUCUUCAUGUCCAACAAGCCGUUAAACUUGAAAGCUUGCCUCAGUAAAGAGGUGUACUACCAUGGUGAGCCCAUUCCAGUCACUAUCACAGUCACCAACAACACAGAGAAAACAGUGAAGAAGAUCAAAGUCCAGGUGGAGCAGGUUGCCAAUGUGGUUUUGUACUCCAGUGAUUACUAUACAAAAGUGGUAGCUGCUGAGGAAGCACAGGAGAAGGUGCAGCCAAACAGCAGCCUGACCAAGACACUGACAGUUUUGCCCUUGCUAGCAAAUAACCGGCAGACCCGGGAAAUAGCCCUGGAUGGAAAGCUAAAAGAUGAGGACACCAACUUGGCUUCUAGUACCAUUAUUAAGGAUGGAAUAGACAAGACAGUGAUGGGGAUUCUCGUUUCCUACAAGAUCCGAGUGAAGCUCACUGUUUCGGGUAUGCUGGGAGACUUCACCUCCAGUGAAGUGGGCACAGAGCUGCCGUUUCGUCUCAUGCACCCCAAACCCGAGGAAAAGAACCCAGCAGGGAAGGAUGGUGAUGCAGAGAUGGUAUUUGAGGAGUUUGCUCGUCAACAGCUAAAAGAUAUGCCUGAUGAUGAAGAAAACAAGAAUAUUUCCUCAACUGAUGAGUGAUGAAAACAGCAAGCUGCUAGAGAAGCUGUAUAGUCUGGCAUCGUUUAGAAAUUUAGGACCUAGGUUCCUGGUAAACUGCAUGUUCUGAGUGCAUACAUUGUCUUUCAAGGAUCAGUAGACAUAAAAUCAUGAAUCUCUGUUGCUUACUAAAAGUUUUAGCUCCAUAAAAAUGUAGCAAACUCAACACUUGAUGCUUACUCUAGUUACCAGAGGAGGGCAGGAAGGCUGCUCUGCUGUGACAUGUGCUUCACUGGCACCUAACAAAAUGGUGGUUACUUUCACCACUGAUGAGGGCUUAAACGAUGGCUUGUGCAGCCUGCUUAUACUUAGCUGGGGUCACGGAGUCUCUGCUUUUGAAAUGCUAGCGAACUAAGUUCUAGUUUGAAUGGCUGGCUUGCUGCCUUUGACUUGAAGUUCCUCAGUGGACUAUGCAAAAUUGAUUUUAUUUCCUUUUGUUUGCUUUUGCAUUUUUCCUUUAUCAAAUUCAUCUAGUUAAUAUUUUCAGUGCUUGCGCUGUCCCCAUGUAUUGCUUACAUCCAUUUGCUCUAGCAUUAAAUGUCUUGCAAGUCAUCUUUCACAGCAACUGUAACGCUGAGAUACUAUGUUAGCUUUUUCGCAAUAUGUUUAAUAGUUAUGUUAUUAAAGAUCAGGGAAAUGUGCAUUGUACAUGAAUUUCUUAACAAAGAUCCCUAUAUACAACCCCAGAGAACUGGUAGUCUAGACUAAUGCUAUAUGUAAUCUAGUUUCCCGUAUGCAGCAGUACUUCAGAAGAGGGUACAAUAAAAUUAAGGAGGAAAUCACAGGGCAGCCUGCCCUGAGGAGGCUUUUCCUACAUCCAUCUGCCAGAGAU
Molecule: messenger RNA, 2074 nt
Organism: Cygnus atratus (black swan)
Lineage: Eukaryota; Metazoa; Chordata; Aves; Anseriformes; Anatidae
Gene: SAG
Product: S-antigen visual arrestin
Exons: 15
Coding region: 1-1224 (407 amino acids)
Biological process (GO): signal transduction; G protein-coupled receptor internalization
Cellular component (GO): photoreceptor inner segment; photoreceptor outer segment
Molecular function (GO): G protein-coupled receptor binding
Source: RefSeq, a predicted model, not a curated record